This is a messenger RNA of Pungitius pungitius (ninespine stickleback), 1896 nucleotides long. It is a transcript of the gene asb16, whose product is annotated as ankyrin repeat and SOCS box containing 16. Bases 194 to 1588 code for a protein of 464 amino acids. The transcript is spliced from 7 exons. Gene Ontology annotation, molecular function: protein binding. The record is from RefSeq and is a predicted model, not a curated record. Gene Ontology annotation, biological process: intracellular signal transduction. Gene Ontology annotation, cellular component: nucleus; cytoplasm. NCBI's taxonomy places the organism in Eukaryota, Metazoa, Chordata, Actinopteri, Perciformes, Gasterosteidae.
ACGACCAUUUGGUGUAGUACAAGUAUCAGCUUGCAUUCUGAUCUAUUAAUAACCAAUGCUAAAGUAGUUAAGUACCAAACGUGUGACUUGUGUCCAUGAAGGAACCUUUGAUUUUGACGUGUGAUAUUUACAUCAAAGAGAACUGAUGAUUUACAGUACUCUGUGACUCCCACCUUAUCCAGUGAAGGGUGCCAUGUCAAAGGACACAUUUCCUUUCACUCCCACCUCCCUGCGCUCCCUGAGACUGGAGCGGGAGCUUCAGGAUUGGGAAGAUGCCCGGCGAGCGUUGGCUCACAGGAGAGCAAUGACCAGGGCCCCGCUGCCCCGGGCCCCCAGGCCUCCUCCCAGGCAGCAGCGGCUCCAGCAGGUGCGGGCCCCUCCCCCCCAGGCCCGUUGCAGAGACACGGCCGUCCACAACACCUUCAUGUGCGGGGACAUGAAAGGAGUGUACGCGGUGCUGAAGGACCCCGCCAUGGUCAACGCCUUGAUGGAGACGGCGCAGGAGGAGAUGACGUGGGCCCCGGAGAUGGGCAUGUGGACACUGAGCUCCAGGGUGAAGCAGACCUCGGCGCUGCGCCUGGCGGCCUGCAGAGGAUGCGCCGGGGCCGUGGAGGAGCUGCUGUUUCGCGGGGCGGAGGUGAACGCCGACCCCGGAGGAAGGACGGCCCUCCACGACGCCUGCGCGGGCGCCCACGACGCCUGCGUCCAGCUGCUGCUUUCUCACGGGGCCGACCCCCGAGUGGUGGCCGCGGACGGCAGCGCCCCUCUUCACCUCUGCACCUCCGCCCAGUCGCUCCAGUGUGCCGGGUUGCUGAUCGGCGGAGGCGCCGACGUCAGCGCGAAGACGAGGGAGUCGAGGCUCACACCUCUGCACGUGGCGGCCCGCCGCGGCCUGGAGGAGCACGUGCAGCUCUUCCUCGCCCACGGAGCAGACGUGUUGGCCACAAAUCAAGAGGGGGAGACCCCUCUGAACGCCGCGUGCGCCGCCGCCGAGAGGCCCUCCGAGGCCGGCCGCUACCUGCGCGUGGUUCAGAAGCUGCUGAGCGCGGGAGCCGACCCCAGAACGGCGGGCAGGAAGCGGCACACCCCUCUGCACAACGCCUGUGCAAACUGCUGCCCCCGGAUUGUGGACGUCCUGCUGCAGCAUGGGGCCGAGGCACAUGUCGCCAACUGUGCGGGAUACACGCCGAUGGACUGUCUGAUACAGGUGGUUGAAGAUUAUCCCGGCCAGCAACCGGAGGCAAUAGCACGGUCACUUCUGAACCAUGGAGCUGAGCCGGUUUCACCAAAGAUGUUGAAGCUGUGCGCCCUCUCUCCUGCCACCCUGGAGGUGAUGCUGAACUCGUACACGUCCAUCCCUGCCUGCGAGUGGAUGGACUCUCUCCCCGCCGAGCUCCACCAGGAGCACCGGCCUUUCUUCGACUUGGUGCGCCAGCGGAGCGCACAGCCUCGCUCUCUGCAGCACCUCUGUCGCUGCGCCGUACGCCUGCGCCUGGGAGGCCGAUGUGUCCCGGCGGUCCGUGACCUCGACAUCCCCGGGUCCACGAGGGAUUACCUGCUGCUGAGAAACGACGGGACUCUCCUGUGACGUCACACUAUGGGAAGACUGGAAAUAAAUAAUUUCACUGGAUCUUUUGGAAAAUAUCAAUUAAUACAACUUGAGCACCGGUUUGAUUAUGAUUAAUUGACUAUAAGUUGAUUUUUAUUAUUUGCAUUGGUUAACCCUAAUUUCAGCAACAUUGCAUACAAACUUAAUUACUGCAUUGAAAAGCGGACAAAAAUAACCACAAGACAUUAUUCAUAUCGUAUUUGGAAUACAGGAUCUGCACAAAUGGAUUACUUUAUGGGGAAAAUGCUACAACAAUUAGUGCAACUAUCACAUAAAGAGAUCAGUGC